AGCCCACUUUAAAAACCCGUCAAAACCGACUCACGAGCUCCGAAGUCUAUGAGAACAACGGCAGUAAUUCAUAGAGGACGGUCCUCAAAUCCCCAUCCUCAAAUUUUGUGGUGUUACAUGUUUUAUCUGAGGUAAACUACGGGGAGAGCUUCAUCUGAAGGACGUUUCUCAGUUAUUCAUCACCAUUAAAGAAGAUCCGUCCGGGAAACAAGGGACUGACACAAAGUUUCUCUAUAGAUCUUCCUCUCACACACACGCACACUUGAAGACUGAGAAUAAUCACUCUGAAAGCAUGGAGCCCGACGAGAUGAACACUAUCCCCAAUGGAAAGGGGCACGAAGCUGGAGAGGAGACAACUGCAAUUGCAAUAAAAAGCCAAUCAGAUGAUGCAGCUCAAGAACUUGUACCAAAUAGCACUGAAAAUGCCAGUACUGACAGAACUCCAGCUAAUGCAGAGGCAAACCAGGCAGAAAGCUCAGAGUUCAUGCCCAACGCAGAUGACAAGAAAACCCCUCGCUUCACGGAUUUUGAGGGAAAGACUUCUUUUGGGAUGUCCGUCUUCAACUUGGGAAACGCCAUCAUGGGAAGUGGAAUUCUGGGAUUAGCAUAUGCAAUGGCCAACACGGGCAUUGUCCUCUUUAUAAUUCUCCUCACUGCGGUCGCUGGUCUGUCUUUAUACUCCAUUCACCUGCUGCUAAAAUCUUCAGGCGUUGUGGGGAUUAGAGCCUAUGAACAACUGGGCUUCCGAGCAUUUGGUACACCAGGCAAGAUGGCUGCCGGCAUUGCGAUCACCCUGCAGAAUAUUGGAGCCAUGUCCAGCUACUUGUACAUAGUAAAGUAUGAGUUUCCACUGGUUAUCCAGGCUUUUCUCAAGGUGGAUAAUCCAUCAGGGGAGUGGUAUUUAAAUGGCAAUUACCUGGUUGUCAUUGUAUCCUGCAGUGUCAUCUUGCCACUGGCUUUAAUGAAGCAGCUCGGGUACCUGGGCUAUACCAGCGGUUUCUCUCUCAGUUGUAUGGUCUUCUUCCUUAUUGCGGUGAUCUAUAAGAAGUUCCAGGUGAAAUGUCCUUUUGAUGACUAUGCCCAUAACAGGACAGUGUUGGGCUUUAACACGAGUGUGGAGGCUGACCCCGGAGGAGUGAAGAUAACCCCUGAGGGUGACCCUGCCUGCACCCCCCACCUCUUUAACCUCAACUCACAGGCGGCCUACACAGUUCCCAUCCUGGCGUUCGCGUUCGUGUGCCACCCCGAGGUGCUGCCAAUAUACACGGAGCUACGCAACCCCACAAAAACAAAGAUGCAACACAUUUCCAACAUCUCCAUUGGAGUCAUGUACAUCAUGUACCUCCUGGCUGCUCUGUUCGGAUAUCUGACCUUCAUUGAUAAGGUGGAAGCUGAGCUGUUGCACACCUACAGUCGAAUAGAUCCGUACGACACACUCAUCCUGUGCGUUCGUCUCGCUGUGCUGACUGCCGUCACGCUCACUGUGCCCAUAGUGCUGUUUCCAGUAAGGAGAGCAAUUCAGCAGUUGUUCUUCCCAAAUAAAACCUUCUGGUGGCCACGUCACAUUGCCAUAGCUGUCACCCUCCUCACCCUCAUCAACUUACUGGUCAUCUUCGCCCCGAACAUCCUGGGCAUCUUCGGAGUCAUCGGCGCCACGUCCGCACCGUGCCUCAUCUUUAUAUUUCCGGCUGUGUUUUACAUCCGCAUUGUUCCCGAGGAAGAGGAACCUAUGCGCUCAGCGCCGAAAAUCCUUGCUGCUUGCUUUGCCUUUUUAGGAGUCCUAUUUAUGGUAAUGAGCAUCAGCUUCAUCAUCAUUGAUUGGACAUCAGGGACCAGCAAAGGAAGCAGUGGUCAUUAGGCCUCACCGUCUAAUGGUUUAUGCUUUUUAAUAUUACUUUCGGGUCAGUAGUUGGGGAGGAUGCAUAAUCUCUCAGUGAUCAGUCACCAGAGUAGUACCAGAUUCCUAGCUUUAAUUCUGUUCAGUCAAUGCGUUAUUUGUCCAUGUGACCUGCAUGUGCUGUAAAUGGGGUCGUGACCCAUCUCAGACCAGCAUUAAAUCCAUUUAAAGGCCAUCCUCUUUCAAAAAGGAGUGGAAAUAGUUUGUUUUAAAGCAGGGAGACGACAACCAGAACUAGAAAAUUUAAAGCCCAUGAUCGUAGUAACAGCACAUGCAGUAUGCAGGGUUUACAAAACAAAAGGGGAUUUUGCAUUCUAACCAAAUGGACUCACCAGCUUGCCAAACCUCCCAUCCAGCCCUUCAUAUUAUAACCUUUGACCUCUGCCCUUCGGCCACAUUCACAAGAGAUUAGAAAGCACAGUAAGUGCUCAGUUCUUAUGGGAGGAAUGGUGGAUAUUAAAGUGUUUAUUUCAUCAUAUCUCAUCUUAGAUAUAGCAAUACUCUGUGCAAUAGCUGUGAGAUAUCUGACACUGAAGGCUGUUGAGAGGCGACACACGACCUCGUCCAGAAUCCAGACUUGAUUUGGCUGCAGUCUAUUACAUAAUUUCAGAUUUAUGCAAAGUGUUCAUAUAGAUGUACAUGGCACAUUUUUAUAUGGAUUUAUAAUGUUUAUCAUUUCUACAAUAUAUAGAGAUAAAUAUAUUAGUAGAUAAAUAAAUAUAUAUAUUCGGAGUAUUCCGAUUCAUCUGGUGUUCUUAAGGUUAUUCAUCACAUCCCUUUACAGUAUUUAUGCUAAAAUGCCGUCCUUAAAAGAUUUAGAUUUAAAAAGACAGAAAAGCAGAUUUUAAAUAUUCUUCUUUUUUUAGGAAUACUACUGUUGCGAUGGGAAAGCACAGACUGGAAAGCACAGUUUAUCAUAGGGUCAGGCUGUAAUGAUCCCAUGAGUCCUGCUGACAGACUGAUUUUGAAACACUCUCUGGAUUUAUAUGCAGAGAAAACCAAAAACACAGAUUCACAGGGUCUUCUCCUUUACUGGAGAAACAAAUGUGGUGCAUUGAUGCAUGCAAAUGUUUUAGUUACAGGGCAAAAUGGCUUACAUGUGGUAACCUUGCCUGAUCGGUUUUGCUUCUAGAUAGGCUUUAAAAACAGAGGCUAUUAACCCAAGUAGAUGGAUGAUUUUGGAGAUCGGUUCCCACACAGAUUACUGAAUCCUGAAACUAUAGCACUUUCAGUUGAAGCACAACUUCUGCUCAAUCUCCUGACCUAGUGACCCAGUUAUGACUCAUGACAUAAUCAUAGAUUAAUAUAUUUUGUAGACAGAUAUAUGAACAAAGCCUAUGUACUACUAAUUGUAAAUUGUUCAAAGAAGAGAGUAAUGUGUGGACGUCUAACAAGGUACAUUAAUAUUUAAAACUUUGUAAGUGAAACUCAUCAUCCUAAAAAAAAAACAAAAAAAACAAAAAAAAAAGCUAUAUAAAUCAAGCACUUACUGGCCCAUAAUGAUCUUAGUGGUAACACUGUGGUGUUUUAGUGUGUGAAUGUGUGUGUUCUCUCCUCUUCUCGCUUAUGAAGAAAGGAUACUUCAGUCAGUGAAUGUACUGUAAUGGACUAUAAGAUGUCUAAAUGAAAUGUGCAUUUAAAUUGUGGUACUAUUUUAUUCAUUUUUGACUGUUUAAUUAAUGUUUAAUGGAUAGACCAGCCACACACAUAACAAAAUCAUCAUAUCUGUGAACCAGUAUUAGCAUAAUUACUUAUCUCAAUAUCUUCUUUCAGUAUUUUAAAUGUCCCUUGUGAUGCAUCAAGGACCUGUCAGACAGCAAAGGCACUGUAAUAUAUUCUAAAUUGCAUUUUUUAAACAAGGAAGUACAUAUUGUAUUGUUUAUCAUGGUCGGAUGAUUCAUUUCCCUAUUUGUGGUGUUAUGAAAAUAUAUUGAGAAUUGAAUGAUUAAAUAUGUCUGUAUGAUUGCUGAAGUGUAUCACCGAAAUAACCCACUGAGUCAUUUUUGGUAAAGAAGCGUUUAGUUGUGUGUGACGGUGAGAUGUUAUAUGUAGUGGUGUAAUGCCUCACACACCAAUGUGGUUUCUUAAGCACAAAAGUGUUCCAUCGUUUUAACUGUGUGUGUGUUAAUGUGUGUUCACAUGCCUGAGAACUAAAUGUGCCCGUUGUUAAGGAAUUGCAAGUAUCCGUCAUUAAGUAUACCAAUGGCUCUAAAUGAUUCUUGAUUGCUCAAAGUCUGAACAUGUCUUUGGAAGUAGAAGUGUGAAUCUCAUGUAAACAUGCACAGGCUGCAUAUCACCCCAAAAUGAUGACAAAAAAAUAUUUAUAUACUUUUGUUCAACUAUGGUGCAUUAAAUUGACUAAAAGGGACGCUAAAGAUGUGCUUUUUAAUUUCGGUUUCAAAUAAAUGCUGUUCUUCUGAUCUUUCGAAGAAUGAUGAAAAAAAUGAACACCAAAUCAGCAUAUUAGAAUCUUCUCUGAAUGAAAAUGUAGCUUUGCCAUUACAGACAUAUUAUUUUAAAUACCUUACUGUAUUUUUGAUCAGUCUUGGUAAGCAUAAAAGACUUCUUUCAAAAACAUUACAAAAUCGUACCGGCCCCAGAUACAUAUUACAUUUUAUUACAUAUAUAUUUCUGUUAUUUGAUUUUGGAGUGACAUUUUAUGAGAUUCACUGACUGUAAUUUUGAUUUGAUAAUUUUUGUGAUUAUUUUUAAAGAGAGUAUAAUGUUUGUGAGUAUUUUUAAGGAGAAAUGACUCCUGUUUAAUGUAUCCACUGCAUAAAAUAAUGAUUUUAUGAUGAAGGUGGUUUAGGUUAACCAGUAAGAUCUAAUUAACUUACUGUCGUAUAGCACAAAGUAGGAAUCUUUAGUAUCAGUGAUGAAUCAUGGAUAAAUAUUGUUCCCUUUAUAAAAGUACAAUCUGUUUGCUACAACUAGAGCAUUACCAGUGGUGCACCACAAACUGCCCUGAACAACAAGAUCCCCCAUAAUGCUAUGCUUCCAUCCCCAGGCUUUCUCAUGCACAGCUUUGUAGCUUCUGAGCUGAUGUCUGGGCUGACAGCAGCAUUUUUAAGCACCUGCAGAUCAUACUGUUAUAUGGUCUCCAGAUCAGGUAUUAAAAAGUAGCAGAAGGGAAUUUAAUUGUCUUUUUAGCAGCUGUGUACUUGUGUCCAGUCAGCGUGACGUUUCCCUUGUGAUGUAAUGAAAGUGUCAUCUGUUUGUAACAGUUUAUAUGAACUCAUUACUUACAUGGCAGCAUUUAUAUAUAAUGUACAUAACUGUAAACCCUUUAUAUUAUAAGCACAUCUAUAGUUUGUAUAUUGUAAAUAGUCAGAUGAUGUUAAGUCUGAUGAUUAAAACGUGAUAAUUUUUAAAAAUGCUUUUUAAAAAGCCAGUUUAUGUCUUUAUUUUCUUUAUUCUCGGUAUUGAGUACAUUGCUGGCAGUUAAUGUACUGUAAACAAUGUUCAAAUAAAAAAAAGAAUAAAUAAUAUUCAUUCAUUCUCGA
Messenger RNA from Cyprinus carpio (common carp), 5400 nucleotides. RefSeq names its product sodium-coupled neutral amino acid transporter 3-like. Lineage: Eukaryota; Metazoa; Chordata; Actinopteri; Cypriniformes; Cyprinidae. Gene Ontology annotation, biological process: histidine transport; asparagine transport; amino acid transmembrane transport. The record is from RefSeq and is a predicted model, not a curated record. Gene Ontology annotation, molecular function: L-glutamine transmembrane transporter activity; L-histidine transmembrane transporter activity; L-asparagine transmembrane transporter activity.